UCAUAGCAGUAUAGUAAAGAAUGAAGUACUUGUUACUAGUAGCAAUGAAUGUGGUGAUACUACAGCAACAAUUAUGAUUGAUUUAUUAAGGUCAUCUGAUGCUGGAGACUAUCAGUGCAUUGUUAAUAUCACUCAAUCUGAUACCGGCUAUCAAUUUAGUGGAACGAAAACUGCCCAAGUGAUAAUAACAUUACCAACUCCUUCAGUUAUUGUUGAGUAUAAUGCUACUGGGCAUUUAGUAGAUGGAGAACUUGUAGAAGGACAGUUUCUUGAUAUUAUGUGUAUAGCUGACAUAAGUCAAUAUAUUGAUACUAGAUCUAGUGUUAGUGUUACUAUGAGUUGGAGGAGAAAUAACACUGUACUGACCAAUGGAAGUGAUUUUACUAUCAGUCCUCCAGUUAUGACUAAUAAUCAGUACACUGGUGUGUUACGUAUUAAUAGUUUAAGAGAUGAGCUUGAUAAUGGUGCUAGUUAUAAUUGUUCAGUUAGUGUCACCCCUGGUCCAUCUUUAAUAGCAGGGAAUGAUAAUAGCAGUGCAGUUACAUUAACUGUAGCAAGGUUUGAUGUCAAUCAUGUUGAUAUAAGUAUCAAAACUCCUGUUCCUGUUGCUGGUAAUGUAUUCAAUUUAUCUUGUGUCAUAGUUGUACCUCCUAAUUUUGUUGAGGAUCUUACUAGUGUCAGAUGGACUUAUGAUUUAGCGGCAUCUCAAGAUGUGACCAGUGAAAACAAUGAUGCUACAUUAGUACCUGUUGAUAGAAAUGGAAAUAUAUUCACCAGUGUACUUACACUUGAUCCAGUGAAGACAACUGAUGCUAGACAAUAUUACUGUCAAGCAGCAUUUAUUGCAUUUGGCACUGUAGAUCGUACUAAUAAAGAUUUAGUUGUUCAAAUAUCUCCUCCCAGUGUAUCAAUAGUUGCUGAUCCUCCAACUGGUCCAAUAUAUGAGAGUACAGGUUACUUACUAACCUGUACAGCUACAGUAGACACUACAAUAGUGAAUAUACCAGUAACUGCUAGUGUAGUAUGGACUGAUCCUAGUGGUAAUGUAAUACCAACUAAUGAAGCAAGACGUCAAGUGAUACCUCCAACUGGUAACAGUCUUAUAAGCAUGCUAUUGUUUCAACCUAUUGAUACUGGUCAUAAUAAUGAUGGAGGAACAUAUACCUGUCAAAUGACUGUCAAUUCUGGUAACUCAUUAAUAGCAUCAAGUCAAACUACUAAUACUACCCUUGAUAUUACAGUUGAAAGCCUUCCUCCAAUGACAGUAGAUUUCUCAUCAGUUGGUUCAGUUGAAGUUGGUCAGAGUCUAACAAUACUAUGUACCAUAAUAACAAUUGAGAGAUUAGUAGUAACACCAUUGAUUACUGUAAUUAAAAUGAAUGAUACAGAUAUGGAAGUAAUCUCCAAUAAACUAUACACCAUCACAACAGAUGAAACUGGUUCAGUUACUAACUAUGCUCUAAUACUGGACCCAGUGAGGUUUGAAGAUGCUGGAAUGUAUACAUGUAUGGCUGAGUUUAAUGUAACUGGUUAUAAUAACACUGAUGAUCCUAGCACUGCUACAUAUGAUUCUCAAGAAGCUAGUGAUGUUUAUAAUUUGACUGUUCACUUUCCACCAGUGAUUGUUACUAUAGCAAAGGAACGUGAUGAUACAUUAUAUGCAGGGACAUCAUUCUUCAUUAAAUGUGACAUAAUGUUAGAUCCAUUAGUUACUAUACCAGUGACUGUCACUAAUCAAUGGACACGUGAUGGUACUAAUGUUCCUAUGGGUUCAUCUGAUGCUACUAUUACUGAGGGUCUCAAUAUGAUCAAUACAUUACAUUAUAAUGCAACAUUAAUGUUCUAUCCAUUGGAUAAUGCUGAUGAUAGUGGAAUGUAUACUUGUAACGUUGAAGUGACUGCUCCUAAUAGUUACACAUACCUCAGGAGUACAUCAGCUUCUAUUACAGUGAUGGCUAUUCCAAGGCCAGUAGUAGAGAUAGUAGCUAUGGGUAUCACUGAACCUGGUGAAGAAUACAUGUUAAAUUGUACAGUGACAGUUCUUGAUAGACUUAUAGUCUCACCAGUGAUAAUAUGGACUAAGAGAUCAGCUAGCAAUGUUAUUAAUGUACCUCCAGUUCUUAUGAAUAUAUCUAAUGUGUUGAGUUCUCUUUAUUUAAGAUUCUCUUCUCUCAAUACUUCUGAUGCUGGUCUGUAUACUUGUGAAGCAUCUAUUAACAUAAGUCAGAUACCCAUAGUAGCAAGGAGUAAUGACACAUCAAAAUUGCCAUUAAAAAUUCCCAUUCCAGCUGUUGAUGUAAGCCGAUCAAGAGAUAGUAAUUUCUUAGCUGGCAGUAACUUGAUACUAACAUUACCAACUCCUUCAGUUAUUGUUGAGUAUAAUGCUACUGGACAAUUAGUAGAUGGAGAACUAGCAGAAGGACAGUUUCUUGAUAUUAUGUGUAUAGCUGACAUCAGUCAAUAUAUUGAUACUGGUGUUAGUGUUACUUUGACUUGGAGGAGAAAUAACACUGUACUGACCAAUGGAAGUGAUUUUACUAUCAGUCCUCCAGUUAUGACUAAUAAUCAGUACACUGGUGUGUUACGUAUUAAUAGUUUAAGAGAUGAACUUGAUAAUGGUGCUACUUAUAAUUGUUUAGUUAGUGUGACUCCUAAUACUCCUAUCAUAAUAGCAGGGAAUGAUAAUAGCAGUGCAGUUACAUUAACUGUAGCAAGGUUUGAUAUCAAUCAUGUUGAUAUAAGUAUCAAUAUUUCUUCUGUUCCUGUUGCUGGUGAUGUAUUCAAUUUAUCUUGUGUUAUAGUUGUACCUCCUAAUUUUGUUGAGGAUCUUACUACCGUCAGAUGGACUUAUAAUUUAGAGGUGUCUCAAUUUGUGACUAGUGAAAACAAUGAUGCUACACUAGUACCUGUUGUUCGAAAUGGAAGUAUAUUCACCAGUGUACUUACACUUGAUCCAGUGAAGGCAACUGAUGCUAGACAAUAUUACUGUCAAGCAACAAUUCUAGUAUUUGGUACCGUAGAUCGUACUAACAGGGAUUUAACUGUUCAAAUAUUUCCUCCCAGUGUAUCAAUAGUUGCUGAUCCUCCAACUGGUCCAAUAUAUGAGAGUACAGGUUACUUACUAACCUGUACAGCUACAGUAAACACUACAAUAGUGGAUACACCAGUAACUGCUAGUGUAGUAUGGACUGAUCCUAGUGGUAAUGUAAUACCAACUAAUGAAACAAGGCGUCAAGUGAUACCUCCAACUGGUAACAGUCUUGUAAGCAUGCUAUUGUUUCUACCUAUUGAUACUGGUCUUAAUAAUGAUGGAGGAACAUAUACCUGUCAAAUGAUCAUCAAUUCUGGUAGCUCAUUACUAGCAUCAAGUCAAGCUACUAAUACUACCCUUGAUGUUACAGUUGAAAGUCUUCCUCCAAUGACAGUAGAUUUUUCAUCAGAUGGUUCAGUUGAAGUUGGUCAAAGUCUAACUAUAACAUGUACCAUAAUAACAGUUGAGAGAUUAGUAGUAACACCAUUAAUUUCUUUCUUUAAAUUGAAUAAUACAGAUAUAGAUGUGCUCUCAAAUUUAAAUAGACCAUACAGUAUCACAAUAGAUGAAACUGGUUCAGUUACUAACUAUACUCUAAUACUGGAUCCAGUGAGGUUUGAAGAUGCUGGAAUGCAUACGUGUAUGGCUGAGUUUAAU
Molecule: messenger RNA, 3688 nt
Organism: Amphimedon queenslandica
Lineage: Eukaryota; Metazoa; Porifera; Demospongiae; Haplosclerida; Niphatidae
Exons: 12
Biological process (GO): cell-cell adhesion
Cellular component (GO): cell-cell junction; plasma membrane
Molecular function (GO): cell adhesion molecule binding
Source: RefSeq, a predicted model, not a curated record